This is a messenger RNA of Gadus morhua (Atlantic cod), 2922 nucleotides long. RefSeq names its product premelanosome protein a (gene pmela). Gene Ontology annotation, cellular component: plasma membrane; melanosome. The coding region runs from base 89 to 2683 and encodes 864 amino acids. The transcript is spliced from 12 exons. The record is from RefSeq and is a predicted model, not a curated record. Lineage: Eukaryota; Metazoa; Chordata; Actinopteri; Gadiformes; Gadidae. Gene Ontology annotation, biological process: melanosome organization.
CUCUUAAAGAGGCUCAGAAGUCCUUCCUUUCGUCAGUCUGGAAGUUGGUUAGAACAGGUGAGAAGUAGGAUCAGACGGUCGUGCUAAAAUGGGGACGGUAACUCUGUUGGUUCUGGUAUUGGCUUUCACAUCUACAACUGUGGCAAGGUCUAAGGUUCAGUUCACACGGUUUCGUUCAUGGAACUCAAGAAUGUACCCCGUAUGGAGAGAUGGAGACUCAAGACUCAGAAACUGUUGGACUGGCGGUAACGUAUCCUUUGAAGUCCGGAACGACGCGCCCACCCUGACGGGCGCCAAGGCGACCUUCAACAUCGACCUCCACUUCCCCACCAACCAAUCCGUGCUCCCCGACGGCCAGGUGGUCUGGGCCAGGAACUGCACCGUCGACGGGCGGGACUAUGUGGAGGGGCAGGCGGUGUACGCUGACCGGGCCUCAGGCAGCAGAGGAGUCGGGGUGUUCCCAGACGGCUCCUCCUUCAACAGGACUCAGGAUCGGAAGCCCCGCUACGUGUUUGUGUGGAAAACUUGGGGUCGCUUCUGGCAGGUGGCCGACGGCCCCUCCUCCUCCCUCAGCAUUGACACCGACAACGUCCCGCUGGGCUCUUACAAAAUGGAGGUGGUCAUCUACCACAGCCGUGGAGACGACCAGUUCAUCCCCCUCGGAUAUGCCUCAACACAGUUCUCCAUCACCGAUCAAAUCCCCUUCACCAUCUCCCUCAACCAGAUCAACGACGUCAACCAGAACGACCAGAGCUUCAUCCAGAACCGAGCCAUCGCCUUCAACGUCCGGCUCCACGAUCCCAGCCAGUACCUGGGCUCCUCCGACAUCACCUUCAACUGGGACUUUGGGGACCAGACCGGGACCCUCAUCUCCAGGGACCUGAGCGUGACUCACACCUACCUGUCGCCAGGCGCCUACAAACCCAAGGUGGUACUGAUGGCCACCAUUCCCAACGCCUGUGCCGAGACCACCGCCGUGGCCCCAGUCGCCCCUGUAGUCGUUGUAGUGGCCUCCACCCCGAGCCCCAUCCCAGCUGACGACCUGGCACUCGCUGCCUCCGUCCAGCCAGCGACCGACCUCGCUGUGGACACAGCAGCCGAGGCCGCCGUUGCCCCUGCAGCAGAGGGGGAGGCAGACGCCGCCGUGGUCCCGGAAACCGUAGAGACCGUGGAGGCCGUUGUGGCGCCUGGAGAUGAAGAGGCCCUUGUCGUCCCUGCAGCAGGAGAGGCUGUUGAGGUCGUCCUGACCCCUGGAGAUGAAGAGGCCCUCGUUGUCCCUGCAGCAGGAGAGGCUGUUGAGGUCGUCCUGGCCCCUGGAGAUGAAGAGGUUGUUGAGGCAGCUGUCGCCCCUGCAGGUGAAGAGGCGGUCGAAGCCGCUGUGACCCCGGCCACCGUAGAGGCUGUGGAGGCCGUUGUUGUCGCUGGAGAUGAAGUGGCCGUUGAGGCAGCCGUCGUCGUCCCGGAGGCAGAAGAUGCUGUUGUGGCCGCUGUGGUCCCUGCAGCUGAAGAGGCUGAUGAGGCCGCUGUAGCCGCUGCAGAGGGAGAGGUUGUUGAGGCCGCCGUGGCCCCUGAGGCAGAAGAGGUUGUUGAGGCCGCCGUGGCCCCUGAGGCAGAAGAGGUUGUUGAGGCCGCCGUGGCCCCUGAGGCAGAAGAGGUUGUUGAGGCCGCCGUGGCCCCUGAGGCAGAAGCGGUUGUUGAGGCCGCCGUGGCCGCUGUAGAUGAAGCCGCUGUCCCCACCGACGCGGCUGCCGUCGCCGUCGCCGUCGAUGGCGUGGCCGUGGAGGCAGAAGAAGCCCUGGUGGUGGAGGCUGCCACUGAGGCGGUUGCCGUGGUAACAGAGGCGGCCCCGGCCGUUAACGUCCUGGUACCUGCGGCCACUGAGAGCACCGCGGUGGUCGUGGAGGCCGCAGCCGCGGUCAACGCUGAGGCGGAAGUAGCAGAGGUCGAAUUCAACGAGGGCGCAGUCCCAACAGUUGGAGUAGUCGCGGUGGAGUUGGCGGCUGAGGUUGAGGUCACCGCGGAGAACGAGCCCGCCCAGGUGGCGCUGGUCCUGACCAAGAGACAGGCCCCCGAAGCCCCCGCAGACUGCACCGUCUACCGCUACGGCUCCCUGGCCACCUCGGUGGAGAUCAUCCAGGGGAUAGAGAGUGUGGAGAUCCUGCAGGUUUCCAACGUGGUGUCCCUGACGACUGAGCUGGGGCAGAAUGCCGUGGACCUGACCAUCAGCUGUCAAGGAAGCCUGCCCAGCGAGGUGUGCACCGUGGUCUCCGACGCCGACUGCGUGACGCCCGUGGAGACGGUGUGCGGCGUGGCGCUGCCGUCCCCGGACUGCCAGCUGGUCCUCCGCCAGUUCUUCAACGGCUCCGGCGAGUUCUGCGUCAACGUGUCGCUCACCAACGACGUGAGCCUCGCCGUGACCAGCGCCAGAGUCAGCGUCACCGUCGGUUCAUCGGGUUCUCCUGCCGGCACCGCCGCUACUGUACUGGGAGUCAUGGUCAUCGUGGGCAUCAUGGGCACCAUCGGACUGAUGUACAGACGGGUGAAGCAGUACCAGCCCCUGCGGGAGGAGGGUGAGGGCAGUGGGGUCAACACCAUCACGUCGGUGCCCCUGCUGCUGUGGAACCUGCUGAGCCGCCAGUCUCCAGGAGAGAGUCGUCCCCUGCUCCAGAGCCGAGGCGUCUAGGGCCAGGCUGCCAUCACCACCCCCGGCCCCUUCCCCUGGGGACAGGCACACACUGUAGCCCAACGUGUAGGCCCCUGUUCUCACACAACCUGACGGAAACGUACCUUCACACAAUCCCCUGUUAAAGCGCUCAACGACCAGAUGCAGAAAUGGAAUUACUUCAUUCACAGAUGAAAUAAAAUAAUUUCCAUGGAACCCAGAUGGCCGUCAAUAAAUGCUUCCGUUGUGAGAAAAUCUUG